UCGAAUCAACUCUUUGAACUUGCUAGCUCAGCUGCGGAGUGGGUGCGUUUGCCGUGUUGACUUUUGACUGAAUUUUACAGAGGACGUCCGAAGUGAGGGAUGAUGCUUUAGUCCGUCUGUGACCAUGCCUGCAGCAGGAAUUCAGUCCAAGUGGAAACACGGUCGAUAAUCGCAAACGUGCGGGCGAACUGCUGAGUUUAGCCAACAAGCUAGUGUGUCAACAAGCGUCACAUAUUUAUUGUUGUGGCCGCGUGCGCCAUAAGAAUUCGGACGUGUCGUGUGUGUUUGAAAUCUGAUCAAGUCGAGGCCGGAGAGCAACAUGAGGCUUUUAAGGUUCCUGAGGAAGAGCGUGGCGGUCGGGAAGGACAUUGACUAUUACUCAAAGUUUUCUCCUUCGCCUUUAUCCAUGAAGCAGUUUCUGGAUUUUGGUUCUGAAAAUGCAUGUGAGAAAACAUCCUUCGCCUUCCUCAGACAAGAGCUCCCUGUGAGGCUGGCAAACAUCAUGAAGGAAAUUAAUUUGCUGCCAGAUAAUCUGCUGAGAACUUCAUCAGUUAGCUUGGUCCAAAGCUGGUAUAUGCAAAGUUUCCAGGACAUCCUUAAAUUCAAGGACAAAAAUGCAGACAAUGAAAAAGUCACACAUGAGUUCACAGAUGCAGUCAUCAAAAUCCGAAACCGCCACAACGAUGUGAUUCCCACCAUGGCUCAAGGCGUCGUGGAGUAUAAGGAAACCUACGGCACCGACCCAGUCGUCAGCCAGAACGUUCAGUAUUUUCUGGAUCGGUUUUACAUGAGUAGAAUAUCCAUCAGGAUGCUGCUGAACCAGCACACUCUCCUGUUUGGAGGGAAAGUGAAUCCUGCACAUCCCAAACAGAUCGGCAGUAUUGAUCCACACUGUCACGUCACUGAAGUCAUCAAAGAUGCCUACGAAAACGCAAGGAACCUUUGUGACCGCUAUUACAUGAACUCUCCAGACCUGAUCCUGGAGGAAUUCAAUGCCAAAGAGCCGGGAAGUCCAGUAACUGUAGUCUACGUUCCGUCUCACCUGUAUCACAUGGUCUUUGAACUUUUCAAGAACGCAAUGCGAGCCACGAUGGAGUUAUGUGGAGACACAAUGGAGUGUCCUCCCAUCCAGGCACAGGUGGCUCUGGGAUCAGAGGAUCUGACGGUGAAGGUGAGCGAUCGUGGAGGCGGCGUUCCCAUGCGUAAAAUCGACCGGCUCUUCACGUACACGUACUCCACCGCCCCACGGCCCAGCAUCGACGGCUCCAGCGGCGCUCCUCUGGCUGGUUACGGGUACGGCCUGCCCAUCUCUCGCCUGUACGCGCGGUACUUUCAAGGGGACCUGAAGCUCUACUCUCUGGAAGGCUACGGGACGGAUGCCGUCAUCUACAUUCGGGCGCUGUCCACAGAGUCCAUCGAGAGGCUCCCUGUGUACAACAAAUCCGCCUGGAAGCACUACAAGACCAUCCACGAGGCGGACGACUGGUGCGUCCCCAGCAAAGAGCCCAAGGACAUGACGACGUUUCGUAGUUUUUGAAGCAGAAAUGUGGCAGAAGCCCUUCUGAAG
Messenger RNA from Oryzias latipes (Japanese medaka), 1567 nucleotides. It is a transcript of the gene pdk1, whose product is annotated as pyruvate dehydrogenase kinase, isozyme 1. Gene Ontology annotation, biological process: protein phosphorylation; regulation of glucose metabolic process. NCBI's taxonomy places the organism in Eukaryota, Metazoa, Chordata, Actinopteri, Beloniformes, Adrianichthyidae. The record is from RefSeq and is a predicted model, not a curated record. Gene Ontology annotation, cellular component: mitochondrion. Gene Ontology annotation, molecular function: pyruvate dehydrogenase (acetyl-transferring) kinase activity.